Molecule: messenger RNA, 5861 nt
Organism: Coregonus sp. 'balchen'
Lineage: Eukaryota; Metazoa; Chordata; Actinopteri; Salmoniformes; Salmonidae
Source: the annotation of a GenBank genome assembly
GUUCAUGGGAUAUAACCAUAAAGGAAAUUGGAAUCGUUCCUGUGUGAACUGCUUGAAAGGUGUUGUCACCUUCCUCAACUUCAUCUGCUGGGUAGGUUAUUUUGAUUCACCACUUCUUACAGUCUGAUUAUUAUGAAGUCUUUAUCAUCUCUAAAACGUCAAAUCACUGGUGACAUCAUAAACCUGUCAUAUCAAAUGCAUCCUGUAGAGGGGAUAAAAGCAUAAAUACCACUUUCUAUUCAGAUACUUUCUUAAUUCUAAGUCAUCAAAAUUUCAAAUUCAAAAUUUUCUCAAACGUCUACAUUUUAAUAUCAACAGUUUGAGAGAUCUACAAGAUCAUGUAUUCCCCUUUUUGACUCUGAUGUAAGCCUUAUGUUCCAGUUGUGUCGUGCCUUCAUGGUGGGUUUUGGAGAGUUCCAGAUGAUGCACUCUAGAUUUGUCUCCCUCAUCACAUUCUUAUGCCCCAUCAACCCUGCCAACACCCUGGUAGUCAUGGAAACCAUCGUGACCUGUGUGUGUUACCUGGGAAUCAUGGGGCCCCUGAAGGAAAACCGUUGGAUGCUCAUCACUGUGAGUCUGCACAGAUAUACCAUGCACAAAAUGUAUGUGUUCCAAAUGGCACUCUAUAGACCCUGGUCAAAAGUAGUGCACUAUAAAGGUGCCGAUGGUCUGUGAGGGACAUUUUUCCUCCUACUGUUUAGCUUGAUGCUGGUGGAGCUGGCCAUGGCAUGUAUGCUUAUGGUGUUUGAGAGGGAGGUAAGAGACAUCUAAAGGCUUCUCUGCUGUUCUUAUGACCUAAUUUGAUAAUGUAAAAUGUGAGGUGUAAUGGUGCUAGUAGAAGUCAUAUAAACUUGUGACCUGUUUGCCAUACAGAUUGACACUUUCUUUGAGAAAGACCUGAUGUGUAACCUGGAGACACAAGAAAUUGAAGCAAAUUUUAUUUGUCACAUGUGCCGAAUACAACAGGUGUAGACCUUACCGUGAAAUGCUUACUUACAAGCCCUUAACCAACAAUGCCAUUUAAAGAAAAAUAAGAGUUAAGAAAAUAUUUACGAAAUAAAAAAGAAUAACACAAUAAAAUAACAAUAACGAGGCUAUACAGUGAGGGAAAAAAGUAUUUGAUCCCCUGCUGAUUUUGUACAUUUGCCCACUGACAAAGAAAUGAUCAGUCUAUAAUUUUAAUGGUAGGUUUAUUUCAACAGUGAGAGACAGAAUAACAAUCAAAAAAUCCAGAAAAACGCAUGUCAAAAAUGUUAUACAUUUAUUUGCAUUUUAAUGAGGGAAAUAAGUAUUUGACCCCCUCUCAAUCAGAAAGAUUUCUGGCUCCCAGGUGUCUUUUAUACAGGUAACGAGCUGAGAUUAGGAGCACACUCUUAAAGGGAGUGCUCCUAAUCUCAGUUUGUUACCUGUAUAAAAGACACCUGUCCACAGAAGCAAUCAAUCAAUCAGAUUCCAAACUCUCCACCAUGGCCAAGACCAAAGAGCUCUCCAAGGAUGUCAGGGACAAGAUUGUAGACCUACACAAGGCUGAAAUGUGCUACAAGACCAUCGCCAAGCAGCUUGGUGAGAAGGUGACAACAGUUGGUGCGAUUAUUCGCAAAUGGAAGAAACACAAAACACCUGUCAAUCUCCCUUGGCCUGGGGCUCCAUGCAAGAUCUCAACUCGUGGAGUUGCAAUGAUCAUGAGAACGGUGAGGAAUCAGCCCAGAACUACACGGGAGGAUCUUGUCAAUGAUCUCAAGGUAGCUGGGACCAUAGUCACCAAGAAAACAAUUGGUAACACACUACGCCGUGAAGGGCUGAAAUCCUGCAGCGCCCGCAAGGUCCCCCUGCUCAAGAAAGCACAUAUAAAGGCCCGUCUGAAGUUUGCCAAUGAACAUCUGAAUGAUUCAGAGGAGAACUGGGUGAAAGUGUUGUGGUCAGAUGAGACCAAAAUCGAGCUCUUUGGCAUCAACUCAUCUCGCCGUGUUUGGAGGAGGAGGAAUGCUGCCUAUGACCCCAAGAACACCAUCCCCACCGUCAAACAUGGAGGUGGAAACAUUAUGCUUUGGGGGUGUUUUUCUGCUAAGGGGACAGGACAACUUCACCGCAUCAAAGGACGAUGGACGGGGCCAUUUUCCGUCAAAUCUUGGGUGACAACCUCCUUCCCUCAGCCAGGGCAUUGAAAAUGGGUCGUGGAUGGGUAUUCCAGCAUGACAAUGACCCAAAACACACGGCCAAGGCAACAAAGGAGUGGCUCAAGAAGAAGCACAUUAAGGUCCUGGAGUGGCCUAGCCAGUCUCCAGACCUUAAUCCCAUAGAAAAUCUGUGGAGGGAGCUGAAGGUUCGAGUUGCCAAACGUCAGCCUCGAAACCUUAAUUACUUGGAGAAGAUCUGCAAAGAGGAGUGGGACAAAAUCCUUCCUGAAAUGUGUGCAAACCUGGUGUCCAACUACAAGAAACGUCUGACCUCUGUGAUUGCCAACAAGGGUUUUGCCACCAUGUACUAAGUCAUGUUUUGCAGAGGGGUCAAAUACUUAUUUCCCUCAAAUCAAUUUAUAACAUUUUUGACAUGCAUUUUUCUGGAUUUUUGUGUUGUUAUUCUGUUUCUCACUGUUCAAAUAAACCUACCAUUAAAAUUAUAGACUGAUCAUGUCUUUGUCAGUGGGCAAACGUACAAAAUCAGCAGGGGAUCAAAUACUUUUUUCCCUCACUGUACAGGGGGUACUGGUACCGAGUCAAGGUGCUGGGGUACAGGCUAGUCGAGGUAAUAUGUACAGUACCAGUCAAAAGUUUGGACACACCUACUCAUUCAAGGUUUUUUCUUUAUUUGUACUAUUUUCUACAUUGUAGAAUAAUAGUGAAGACAUCAAAACUAUGAAAUAACACAUGGAAUCAUGUAGUAACCAAAAAAUUGUUAAACAAAUCAAAAUAUAUUUUAGAUUUUAGAUUCUUCAAAAUAGCCACCCCUUUGCCUUGAUGACAGCUUUGCACACUCUUGGCAUUCUCUCAACCAGCUUCACCUGGAAUGCUUUUCAAUAGUCAUGAAGGAGUUCCCACAUAUUCUGAGAACUUGUUGGCUGCUUUUCCUUCACUCUGCUGUCCAACUCAUCCCAAACCAUCUCAAUUGGGUUGAUGUCGGGUGAUUGUGGAGGCCAGGUCAUCUGAUGCAGCACUCCAUCACUCUCCUUCUUGGUCAAAUAGCCCUUAUACAGCCUGGAGGUGUGUUGAGUCAUUGUCCUGUUGAAAAACAAAUUAUAUUCCCACUAUGCGCAAACAAGAUGAGAUGGCGUAUCGCUGCAGAAUGCUGUGGUAGCCAUACUGGUUAAGUGUGCCUUGAAUUCUAAGUAAAUCACAGACAGUGUCACCAGCAAAGCACCAUUACACCUCCUCCUCCAUGCUUCACGGUGGGAACCACACAUGCGGAGAUCAUCCGUUCACCUACUCUGCGUCUCACAAAGACACGGAUGUUGGAACCAAAAAUCCCCAAUUUGGACUCAUCAGACCAAAGGACAGAUUUCCACCGUUCUAAUGUCCAUUGCUCGUGUUUCUUGGCUGAAGCAAGUCUCUAAUUCUUAUUGGUGUCCUUUAGUAGUGGUUUCUUUGCAGCAAUUCGACCAUGGCCUGAUUCAUGCAGUCUCCUCUGAACAGUUGAUGUUGAGAUGUGUCUGUUACUUGAUCUCUGUGAAGCAUUUAUUUGGACUGCAAUUUCUGAGGCUGGUAACUCUAAUGAAUUUAUCCUCUGCAGAAGAGGUAUCUCUGGGUCUUCCUUUCCUGUGGCGGUUCCUCGAGAGCCAGUUUCAUCAUAACGCUUGAUGGUUUUUACGACUGCACUUGAAGAAACUUUCAAAGUUCUUGAAAUGUUCCGGAUUGACUGACCUUCAUGUCUUAAAUUAAUGAUGGACUGUCGUUUCUCUUUGCUUAUUUUAGCUGUUCUUGCCAUAAUAUGGACUUGGUCUUUUACCAAAUAGGGCUAUCUUCUGUAUACCACCCCUACCUUGUCACAAUGCAACUGAUUGGCUCCAGGUGACUACCUCAUGAAGCUGGUUGAGAGAAUGCCAAGAGUGUGCAAAGCUGACAUCAAGGCAAAGGGUGUCUACUUUGAAGAAUCUCAAAUAUAAAAUCUAUUUAGAUUUGUUUAACACUUUUUUGGUUACUACAUGAUUCCAUAUGUGUUAUUUCAUAGUUUUGAUGUCUUCACUAUUAUUCUACAAUGUAGAAAAUAGUCAAAAUAAAGAAAAACCCUGGAAGGAGUAGGUGUGUCCAAACCUUUGACUGGUACUGUACAUGUAGGUAUGGGUAAGGUGACUAUGUAUAGAUAUUAAACAGCGAGUAGCAGCAGCGUGAAAAAAGGGGGUGGUUCAAUGCAAAAUAGUCUGGGUAGCCAUUUGAUUAACUGUUCAACAGUCUUAUGGCUUGGGGGUAGAAGCUGUUAAGGAACCUUUUGGACCUAGACUUGGCGUUCCGGUAUUGCUUGCCGUGCGGUAGCAGAGAGAACAGUCUAUGACUAGGGUGGCUGGAGUCUUUGACAAUUUUUAGGGCCUUCCUCUGACACCACCUGGUAUAGAGGUCCUGGAUGUUUCUACAUCAAAGGGGAAGCUAACCAUUAAAGAGGACUUUGAUUGUGUCCAGCGUAUUUUGAGUAAUUCAGUAGGUGUAAUGGUACAUUCAUACAUAUCGCUCUGUUGAAAUAACACAGGCUGUACCUAGACCUCAAUAACAUUCCAGUACAUUUCUCCAUUCUGCUUCACCAGUGUUGUUAUAGGAUGGUAACCCAGUGGCUGUGCUGUGUUCAGUUUAGGUGCUGUGGGGGUCCAUGGUGUGGCAGACUGGGAGGGCAAUGUGCCCCUGUCCUGCUGUACCAGAGACUCCUGUAACAUUAUCCUCCAACCUAACUGGCAGGAGGUGGGCUUGUACUUUUUCUCUGCUUGUGUCCCAAAUGGUACCCUAUUAAUUAUUUAGUGCACUACUUUUGACCAGAGCCCUAUUGGCCCUGGGCAAAAGUAGUUUACUAUAGGGAAUAUGGUGCCAUUUGGGAUGCGACCUCUGUCUUAAAGAUGCACUAUGCAGAAAUUGCUCCAGCAUUUCCUGUUUGCUUGCUAAAAUUCCAAUACAGUAGUUUGCCUAAUUUCAGUUUAUGUGACAAAACAAGCAGUCAUUGUAUAUAGAAUCAUUGUACCAUCUAAACCGCUGUGAAAUAUAUUUUCCAUAACCAAAGAUAUUGUAUAUUCAGCUGUUUGAAGCUGGUGUACAAAAUCUAAAGUAAAAGAUGUAAAAACGAAACUUCAGAACGGGAGGCAUAGAAAUAGCACACAUAGAACAGAUCUACCGCCUCUUAGACUUGCUUUCAACAGGAACGAAAGAACUAUAACACACAAUUCUAUGUGAAUUUGGUGGGGUUGCCCAAAAUGUUACAUACUGUAGUUUAAAAUAUUUAUAGCUUCAUUUUGAACAAUAUAACCUCUGUCUCUUUCAGGGCUGUCAUAUGAAGCUCAGGAACUGGUUUGCGAGGAACUUUCUCAGCACUAGAGCAGGUGUCGUCUCCCUGUGUAUUCUACAUGUACAGUACACUUUCUACGCUUUUACUCAUUUGGUUCAAUCUGUGUGUCCCAAAUGGCACCAUAUUCCUUAUAUAGUGCACUACUUUUGACUAGAGCCCAAUGGACCCUGGUCAAAAGUAGUGCACUAUAUAUAGAGAAUAGGGUGCCAAUGUGAUUCUCACCAUCGUCUUCAUUCUACUGAACCUGUUUCCUCUUCCUUAGUUUAUAAGACUGUCUGUGGUCUUAGUUAAAACGUGCUGACUAUGCAUCCAAAACGUUUCUGUUCUUGUUUGCAGUUGAUUUGCCUGUGUUUCACAGUCCCCAGCUUCUGACACUUCAGUCG